AUGUCAUUGAUCAUUUCUUUUAGGGAGUCCAUGAGUGAGCUGUACUUCUUGACUUGGUCUGUGGCUGCUGAGCUCUUGCUCUUCAAGGCCAUGGCUUAUGAUCAGUAUGUAGCAAUCUGCCAGCCGCUGCAUUACAGCAAGAUGAUGAGUAGGGAAGUUCGUGUCUCCUUGGCUGUGGCUGUGUCAUUUGGUGCCACAACGAAUACCAGCCUCUUGUUGAGGUUGUCAUUCUGUGGUCCCAGUGUGAUCAGUCAUUUUCUCUGUGAGAUACUGGCUCUGCUGCCACUCUCUUGCUCAUUCACAUAUGUGAAUGAUGUCAUGACAGUUGUGGCUGACAUAUUCUUUGCUGUCCUGAAUUUCCUGCUUACCAUGCUGUCUUACGGAUUCAUCGUCUUCAGCAUCAUGGCAAUCCAGACCACAGAGGGCAAAAAGAGAGCUUUUUCCACCUGCUCCUCUCAUCUCAUUGUAGUGACCAUGUAUGACUCCACCAUAAUCUAUGUUUACCUAAGCCCAGUCUCCAACUACUCCCCAGACAAGGGCAAGAUCAUAGCUGUGCUUUACUCUGCAGUGAGUCUCACCUUGAAUCCUCUUAUUUAUGCUUUGAGGAAUAAGGAUGUCAGGAGGGCCCACAGAAAACUCUUUAUCUUUGUCAAGGGGAAAUUAUAA
Messenger RNA from Trichosurus vulpecula (common brushtail), 666 nucleotides. RefSeq names its product olfactory receptor 13A1-like. Gene Ontology annotation, molecular function: olfactory receptor activity; G protein-coupled receptor activity. Gene Ontology annotation, biological process: G protein-coupled receptor signaling pathway. The record is from RefSeq and is a predicted model, not a curated record. The transcript has a single exon. Bases 1 to 666 code for a protein of 221 amino acids. NCBI's taxonomy places the organism in Eukaryota, Metazoa, Chordata, Mammalia, Diprotodontia, Phalangeridae. Gene Ontology annotation, cellular component: membrane.